Messenger RNA from Aegilops tauschii subsp. strangulata, 1393 nucleotides. The record is from RefSeq and is a predicted model, not a curated record. Lineage: Eukaryota; Viridiplantae; Streptophyta; Magnoliopsida; Poales; Poaceae.
GACAAGAUGCGAUUUGCAGCUGACUCAUUCACUCGUGCUACUGCCUAAUUGACAAUUGAAUAAAUUAAAAGCGAGCCGACACGAGGCGCGAUGCUGCCGAAUCCUCCUGCUUUUAGUACCACCACCGCCCCGGCCCUCCGCCUCUGCCUCCCUAUCUCGCCCCCGGCCGCAGCAGCCUCGUCGUCGCCCCCCUCCUUCGCCGUCGGACGAGUUUCCCUCCGCCGUCGCCGUCGCCGUCGCCGCCGCGCUUCCUUCAGCGGCUGCCGCUGCUCCUCGUCCUCCCACUCAGAAAUGGAGGCCGGCGCUGGGACAGCUCUGUACCCCGCGCACCGAUGCAAAACCAUAUACCUGGUGAGGCAUGCCCAGGGUAUUCACAACGUGGAGGGCGAGAAGGAUUUUGCAGCAUACAAGUCACAUGCGCUGCUUGAUGCUCAACUUACCCCUUUGGGCUGGAGCCAAGUUGAUACCCUGCGAGAGCAUGUGACAAAAUCUGGACUGGCAAAAAAGAUUGAGUUGGUUAUUGUUUCCCCUCUACUGAGGACUAUGCAAACUGCAGUAGGGGUCUUUGGUGGUGGGAACUAUACUGAUGGAGCAAGUGCAUCACCAUUAAUGGUAGAAGGUGCUGGAAACAGUGGACGUCAGCCAAUUUCAAGUUUGAACUGCCCACCGUUUCUUGCAGUUGAGGCCUGCAGGGAGCACUUGGGUGUUCAUCCCUGUGACAAGAGGAGCAGCAUAACAAAAUACCGUACACUCUUUCCUGCCAUUGAUUUUUCCUUGAUAGAGAAUGAUGAAGAUGUUCUCUGGGAACCCGAUGUCAGAGAAACAAAUGAGUCUGUUGCUCUCAGGGGCAUGAAGUUCUUUGACUGGUUAUGGACAAGAGAAGAGAAAGAGAUUGCUAUUGUCAGCCAUAGCGGUUUCUUGUAUCACACCCUAAACAUGUACGGUAAAGAGUGUCAUCCAACCAUAGCAGAGGAGCUGGGCAAGCAGUGCCGGAGGGGCCGGCGUCGUCGUCGUCGAACAUCUCCUCGCUUCGCCAACUGUGAGCUCCGGUCAAUGGUCUUGGUCGACAGAAGUAACCUUGGAUCGGAUGCCUCUAAAUACAACUUCGCUGGGAAGAUACCGACCGGGCUUGAUAUGCCCAGCGAUGUCGCAGACGAGAAGGAGGCUGAAGAAGCUAGCAAGAACUGAAACUGCCGGGCGCAUGGAUGUCUUUGAUUCUUUUAUCAAACCUUGGUUCUGGCUCACAAUGAACUGAGAAUAGACAGGCGACAUCUACGGAUAGGAACUGCCGUCUGUUGCUCUGGUGUAUGAUCGGCACGAUUGGUUAUGUUUAUCUGAUUUGUUGUUUGAACAGAAGAUACCCAAAUUCAUGGGAAAUAAGGACUUACACGCA